Molecule: messenger RNA, 2533 nt
Organism: Peromyscus leucopus (white-footed mouse)
Lineage: Eukaryota; Metazoa; Chordata; Mammalia; Rodentia; Cricetidae
Gene: Art1
Product: ADP-ribosyltransferase 1
Molecular function (GO): NAD+ poly-ADP-ribosyltransferase activity; NAD+-protein-arginine ADP-ribosyltransferase activity
Source: RefSeq, a predicted model, not a curated record
CGCAGGAGGGGUAGGGAACUGACAGUAUAAAAGAGAAAGCUACCUCCCUGUCUGCCUAUCACGGGAGACCAGACCAGCUUUGCCCACCGCGGAGAAGGCUAGAUGAGGAACAAGAGACGGCAGCUUGCCCAGGGUCACCUCCAACAUGAAGAUUCCAGCCAUGCUGUCUCUCCUGCUGGUGUCUGUGGGCCUCAGGGAUGGACUUCAGGUUCAAAGUCACUCCAUCACACUAGACAUCUUUUAAGAAACACCCCUGGACAUGGCCCCAGCGUCCUUUGACGACCAGUAUACGGGCUGUGCAGCGGACAUGGCAGCGGCUCUGCCAGAUCUCAACCACUCAGAGUUCCAGGCCAACAAAGUGUACGCGGAUGGUUGGACUCUGGCCAACACCCAAUGGCAGGAGCGCAAGGCCUGGGGGUCAACCCCGUGGGGCCUCAGCUCAACCCCCUUGCCCCCUCCACCCCCGGGCUUCCGAGAUGAGCACGGGGUGGCGCUCCUGGCCUACACUGCCAACAGCCCCCUGCACAAGGAGUUCAACGCGGCUGUGCGCGAGGCGGGCCGCUCCCGGGCACACUACCUCCACCGCUUCUCCUUCAAGACCUUCCACUUCCUGCUCACCGAGGCCCUGCAGCUGCUCGGGAGCCAGCGAUCUCGCGGGUGCCGGCAGGUGUACAGGGGGGUGCAUGGCCUGCGCUUCCGGCCAGCGGGGCCCGGCGCCACCGUUAGGCUGGGAGGCUUUGCUUCCGCGUCCCUCAAGAACGUUGCCGCCCAGCAAUUUGGCGAGGACACCUUCUUUGGUAUCUGGACCUGCCUCGGAGCCCCGAUCAGGGGUUACUCCUUUUUCCCUGGAGAGGAGGAGGUGCUGAUCCCCCCUUUUGAGACUUUCCAGGUGGUCAACUCCAGCCGACCUGCCCAGGGUCCCGCACGCAUCUAUCUCCGCGCUCUGGGCAAACGUAGCACAUACAACUGCGAAUACAUCAAAGAAAAGAAGUGCAGAUCUGGGCCCUGCUGGUUGGAUAGCUCCGCCCGGGGCUCCAUCUCCACCUCCUGUUGGCGCCUGCUGCUGCUCUGGUUCCUUGUGCUGAGGGCUCUUCCAGAGAAUGCAGGCCUCCUGUGACCUACCAGAUGUUGACUGGCCCUGCCUGAAGAAAGUUGGUCACCUGUGCGCUUUAACUAUAGCAAGAUCCUGGUGAAUCAGUCUAUCUGCAGGGAACUCUGGGACCUUCUACGGUAAUGACCUUCCAGACCCGUUGCCGGUGGAGACACAGAAGAGAAUUUGGAGACUGAACCUCGCUCAGGGGUGCCGGAGGGGGACUGACUGGAAGUCAGAGGACUCUGGGACAGGCACAGACUUAUCUGGAACCAGAAGACUUCAACUCAUUGUGAGUGGGAGAUGAUGGGGGAGAACACUUGGCCAUGGGACCAUGCAGGGUCACUUCAAUGACUCCCAAGUCUACCUGGAAAGUUCGUGUUCCCUUUUCUGCCACCUGGCUAGGUUAGAGUACCUGCCUCUCCAUUUCCACUGGUCCCUGAGUAUUCCCCAGGUCAGGCUGUGAACCUCUAAUGGGUAAGGACUGGGAAGAAGGCACAAAGAAAGUACCAGAAGCUGUGUGACAGCGAGAAAGCAACCAGUCCUGUGAGUGGUGAUCCCUGCACUACCCUCACCGGGGCCACUUUUAAGAUCUCUCAUGUCAGCGUGUGAGAACAGGGUGGCUGUGUCUAACUACAAGGAUGGACAGCAGGAGAAAGUUUUAGGCCCUCUUUCGGGGUCCUGUGAAAGGCUGAUUUUUUUUUUUUUCUGCUGUUGUUACCAGAAAGGUCAUUUCUGGGCUGGCGAGAAGACUCAGCAGCUCAGCAAGGGUACUUGUCAUGAAACCUGAUGACUUGUGUUUGAUCCCUGGGUCCCAUAUGGCAGAGGGAGAGAACCAGCUACCCACAUUGUUCUCUGACCUCCACAAAUGUACCCUGGUGCACAAGCAAACACACACACACACACACACACACACACACACACAAAUAAAUGUGAUUUUUAAAAAGAUAUAAUUUUUGCAUUGAUCUGUGAAUCCUGAGAUUCCUAUCUAUAAAGACAAACCUGGAUCCCCAACUUCUGGAUGUGGCCCCAAGGAGAAGACAGGACACGGAGGAGGUGCGGGGUCCACUCUCCUUUAUUAUGGAGACAAACUCGGAGACAAAACUCUGCACGACUUUCUCUUCUGGAAACAAACUAGACAGUGAACUUCCUUCCCGAGCGCCUUGGCAGAGAUCAACAAGAUGAGGAUCUGUGACUGACAGCAAAGGUGGAGCUCCGUCCUUUCCGUCAGUAACUUACACUCCAGCCAGCAGUGGCGCCUGCCUUUGGAGAGGCAGAGCCAGGUGGGUCUAUGUGAGUUCAAGGCCAGCCUGGGCUACGUAGCAAGUUCCAGGCCAGCAGGGGGUCCAUCGUGAGACUCCUCAACAAAAUAAAAAUAACAUGGAUUCUCCAGCUAAUAACUAUCAUUCCAAGUGUAGACACAGAUGGUUAUUUAUUUUUCAG